Molecule: messenger RNA, 3576 nt
Organism: Fibroporia radiculosa
Lineage: Eukaryota; Fungi; Basidiomycota; Agaricomycetes; Polyporales; Fibroporiaceae
Exons: 25
Coding region: 1-3576 (1191 amino acids)
Biological process (GO): phosphatidylinositol dephosphorylation; signal transduction
Molecular function (GO): protein binding; phosphatidylinositol-4,5-bisphosphate 5-phosphatase activity
Source: RefSeq, a predicted model, not a curated record
AUGGCUUUACGGGCGCGUACUCGACCUGAGCUCGACUCCACCAACCUCGACGAAGAUAAAGUGGUUUCCGGGCUGGUAUAUGAGAGCGGCCAGGGAUCACUAACACUGACAUUUCAAGAUGUGCCGCUGUCGACAACAUCGACAGCACGCCAUCCUCGUUUCUUCAUGGACGAGGGUGUAGUAUUCUUACGGGUGAGCCCUCUGUGUUCACCGCAUCCCGACUUCAUAACCAGGUCUCGGAACCAGGUUGCAGAUCCCGUAACCGAACAUGAUUGUCUUUUCAAAGUCCAUCGAUAUUUCUUGGAACGCGACUCUGAAUUCUUCCGCGACAUGUUCUCGUGUCCUUUGGGAGGUGCUAGCGUGGAGGGAGAGACUGAGGAAAGCGCGAUUGCUCUUCCAGGAGUGACGCGCUUUGAACUGGAAUGCUUGCUGUCGUUUCUAUAUAACGGCAUGUACGAACGCGAUGUGAGCAUAGAUGAAUGGGUGGCAAUACUGUCCAUUUCGUCGCGGUUUUUGUUCGAUAGGAUUCGCGAACGGGCAAUCCGGGAGAUAGCCACGUAUGCUCCUCCGCUGGAUCCUGUCGAACGGAUAUUCCUGGCGACGAAGCACGACAUUCCGCAAUGGCUUAGACCUGCUUACAUGGACCUGUGCAUACGCCCGGAGUCACUUACAGAGGAAGAAGCACAGAAGCUGGGUCUACCCACUGUCGUACGCCUUGCGCGCGCUCGGGAACAGCUGUCGCAAGGGCGGAGAGAGACAAGGCGCGAAACCUUCGAUGACUAUUCAGUAGAUGCACUUACCGGAACCAAACAGACUACUUUACAGCCGCAACCACAUCAUUCUCAAUAUGCCCUCGAACAUAUAUUCCAAAUUACCAGUGGCUUCUCGAUAACUAUGGCUCAGUCACGGCGAAACAACAUCGAUCUGCGUCCUUCCUCUACAACCAAUACCCUAAAUCAACCAGGGACAGAAAUGGUACUGACAAUUAAUCCUGGCCAUGAUUCCGCCUCUCAGCCACUUUCUUUGAUCACUCGCGAUUCGCAAGGAUUGAAGCUUGUCCUAGAAGCAUACCGACGUCUUAGAAAAAUAUCCGUGGAGCUGACUCCAUUGAUAUUCGAAGCUACCCAACAGGCACGUUAUGAAGCCGCGGUUAUAUACAAAUGGCUCGCUCCUUACCUCGCCGAACCUAGUCGGAUCCCCAUGCUGUCAUCUAUCCCUCCGGAUAUCCGCAUUCUCAAAAAACCCUUGCACACCCUUCUUUCAGCCGCCAGCGCAGGCAUUCCAGGCGACGAGACUUCAGAUAUUGCGCUUGUCAGAGAAGAUUGGAUACGAAGCAAGAUAAAGCAUGACUUGAUCCCAAAUUGUCCAGGGACAUCGUCUCUGCGAAUACGGAUAGGGACAUAUAACGUCAAUGGACAGCUGCCAUCUCAAGAUCUCUCUCCCUGGGUCGGGGGUCGACUCGACGAUUCGGAGCCGCUCCAGAAGGAACAUUUGACGACGAAAAACUCAAUAGAAAACAAUUCCGAUUCAAUUUCCCUGGCAAGUACGCUAGUCGAGACGUCAUCACAUUCAAAGAGUCCAGAUAUAAUUUCCUCAGAUUUGUCGGACUCGGAUCUCUUGGUUUUCGCUUUCCAAGAACUCGACCUCUCUACUGAAGCUCUGUUGUAUUCUACCAAGACUGUACGAGAAGACGCCUGGUGCGCGGCGUUGUUUGCUGGCCUGGGUGAGAAGGCUUCAUUAUACGAGAAGCUCACAUCCAAACAACUUGUCGGAAUGUUGCUUGUGGCGAUCGUCAAAAAGGAGUUGAAGUCAUGUUUUGUCGACAUCAAAUCUGCCUCGGGAAAUAAAGGAGCUACCGCGCUUCGACUAACAUAUGUCCCGCCCCUCUCGUCCAAAGUGCAUUCCCCUAAGCCAACUGUUUUAACGUUCGUCAAUUCUCAUCUUGCGGCCUUUGACGAGAUGUACGAAAGAAGGAAUGCGGAUUUCCAUGAUCUGUCGAAGAGACUGAUGUUUGACUCGGGGAUUCCCGCGCCGUCGAUACAAUCUGAAGAUGGUCUAGAUGCCCCGAUCUUGCCCUUGAAUAUUUAUGAGACUGACGCUCUAUUUUGGAUGGUGGGUGAAACGCUUUGUGUAGCAUUAUUCGUCUCUCAUCGUGCCUCUUCCUCCAGGGUGUUGAAGGGAGGUGCAGACCUCAACUAUAGAAUCAAUUUGCCCGACAUAGACAUACGUCAAUUGCUACGUUCUCAAUCAGAAUCCCGAGAUCUCGACUGGAAAAUUCUUCUCGGUUAUGAUCAGCUGCGGCUUGCAAUGCGGACCAACAAAGCCUUUGAACUAUUUUCUGAACAUCCCAUUACGCACCCACCUUCUUAUAGAUUCAGCGCCGGUAUUACUCCAGAUGACCAAGGAUAUGACACGAAACGGAAGCCAGGGUGGACCGACCGGAUUUUAUACCUUCAUUCAGCUAUGGUGGAAUUGAAACAAUUCAAAUAUUCUAGUCAUCCCGAGAUCACAAUGAGCGACCACAGGCCUGUGUCUGCAGAUUUCAGGAUGACGACGCCGCUGUUGAACAGAGUCGCCUACAAUUCUUUCAUCGAGGACACGUGGAAGCUCGUGGCCUCUAUGGAAGAUGAAGAUGUCACCCCUAAAGUAAGGCUGAGUGAUUCGAUUGUGGAUCUUGGCCAGAUAUCCUAUCGGCAACGCGCCACGAAGACCCUUGAUCUGGAGAACAUCGGGCAGGUGCCAUGUAUCUAUCGCUUUAUUGGCGCGAACACCGAGCAGAUCCCUCAUCCCGAGUGGCUAACCAUUGACAAGAUGACGGGCCUCAUUUUACCUGGUCAACGAACGACGCUGGCUCUAUCAACAGAAUUAGACAACAAUGUAACGUCACGUUUGAAUCGUGGCACGACGAAUCUGGAAUUUACCCUGGUCCUACACAUUGCAUAUUCCAAAGAUCACUUUAUUACUGUCAUUGGAAAAUAUGAGCGCACAUGCUUUGCCAACGAUGUGACUUGGCUGACGCGAUUACCUGGGCCUAUCAAAUCGCUCAGGAGCCUAUCCGAGCUGCUCCCGGAGGAGCACAUGAUGAGCGCUCCCCGGGAAAUCAUGCUGCUGAUCAAAUGGAUCAUGAGCAAUGCAACGGAAGUUGAAGGAAUUUUCCUUAAACCCGGAGAUGAAGAACUCCUUCACAGCAUACGCGAGUGCCUAGAUGUCGGAACAGAGUUCGACAUACUUCGACAUACCAAUGACAACGAAAGACUGGCUCUAGCUGUCGCGGAUACACUUCUUCGAUUCCUUGCGUCAUUGCCAGAGCCAAUCUUCCCGACGCCACUGCAUCAAAGAUGUGUCGAGAUUACGAGUAAAGAAGAAGCGUUUGAGUUGCUCAACGAGUUGCCAAGUGUAUCUCUAAACGUGUGGAUAUCUGUGACAGCCGUACUGCAUUACAUCACGCAACAAUCACCCUCCAAGAGGCACACUGAGCAGCUUGUGGCUGUGUUCGCAUCUGUUCUACUGCGUGAAACAGACGUCCCCAUAUCGAUUUUAGGCAAAAGGAAUUUCGUUCGCUACUUCAUUGCGUGA